UCUCAAACCAGACUAAUAAAGAACAAACUUGUGUACACUUUUCCCCAUUUCGAUGUCAUCACAUGUACGGAUCAAGACAUUGACAGUGCGAGUGGUUAUGUUGCAAGAAAUGCCCGCGACGGUGAUCUUUUCUUCACUAUAUUGUACUUUAUAAUUCUGGCCUACAGCUUGUCGAUUUUGAGAGCCUGAAUUCUCCAAGACGCCUACAAAAAGUACUUUGGAAUACAGUUCUUGUUUGGAAUUGGAAAGUGCACAGUUUCCACAAGCAGCUGCCUUUUUUUAUCCUGCUGUUUGUUGCUAGUUACACACGGCUGUUUCACCACAAUGGAAUCGUUCCGCUUGAACAGUAAAAAUCCCCUGGGUGGAAGUCAUUGUGCCUGGGAAUAGCAUAGUGCCUGGACAAGCUGAAUUGCCUUGUGACAGAACCUAGGGGAAAAAAUUGCUUCAGAACCCUCCUUUCAGAGUGGCUGUUGAUGGACAGUCACUUUUCCAGGUGAUCUUUGAGCCGGGCACUGAGAUCUUGAGGUGGUAGUCGUACAAGGAAAAAACUGGCAAUGUUAGCCGGGGACUGGCGGCCGUUUGUGUACGGCGGGAUUGGCUCGGUAGCCGCUGAGUUUGGUACGUUCCCCAUCGACCUGACCAAGACCCGCCUUCAGGUUCAAGGUCAGAGGAUGGAGAGCUGCUACAGAGAGUUGAAGUACCGGGGAAUGACCCACGCCCUGAUCAAAAUCUCCAAGGAAGAAGGGAUCAAGGCGUUGUAUUCAGGUAUUAGACCGGCCAUCCUGCGUCAGGCGUCGUAUGGCACCAUCAAAAUGGGCUGUUAUCACACCUUCAAGAGGCUCCUGGUGGAGAACCCUGAGAACGAAACGCUGCCGGUCAAUGUCUUGUGCGGCGUGGCGGCGGGCGUGAUUGCCUCCUCCAUCGCUAAUCCCACCGACGUGCUGAAGGUCCGCAUGCAAGCCCAGGGCGCCAGCUUCGCCAACACCAACGGUAUGAUCAGCUCCUUCGUCAACAUCUUCCAGGAGGAAGGGACAAGGGGAUUAUGGAGGGGUGUUGUACCCACAGCCCAGAGGGCAGCCGUCGUGGCAGGGGUGGAGCUCCCGGUCUACGACUGGUGCAAGAAGUGGAUCAUCGACAAGAAGUGGCUGGGGGACACUGUGUCGACGCACUUCAUUGCAAGUUUCAUUGCCGGCUUUGCUGGGGCUGUUGCUUCCACUCCAAUAGAUGUCGUCAGAACAAGGCUGAUGAACCAGAGAAACCUCCGCGACCACUCGCGCCCCCAGCACAUCUACAAGAACUCUCUGGACUGCUUAGUAAAGACUUUCAAGUAUGAAGGAUUCUUUGCCCUGUAUAAAGGCUUCAUACCGACCUGGGUGCGACUUGGUCCAUGGAAUAUCAUUUUCUUCAUCACGUACGAGCAAAUGAAGAAACUCCCAUUAUGAUGGCAUUCGGCGUAAUGCACUGCCGUUUUUCUUGGACCUCUUGCCACUGACUACUCGUCCCCACUCAGAGCUACUACUCAGAUCAACCCAGCAGUAAGGUGUGCACACCACGCCCGCAUAGUUUUUGUACCAGUUUUCCAAAAAGAAACGGAUGGAAAAUCUACAGGGAGUGUCGUGGAAAACUUGGAGUUAAAAAUCAGCAUAAUCAUUUUUGGCAAAAUUGAGAAAUUCAGUGUUUUCAUUGUACUUUAGGUUCAAAAGAGGACAAAGGGUCAAUGAAUUAUUUUCGUGUCCACGUCAGAUCGAUGAACGACAUUGAAUUAUUCAGUAGAGUAGGACAGUUGAACUCAUCAAUGAUGGUGUCGCCUUCGUUUUGCUUUUUCACAUUGACAUUGCACAAGUAGAGUACAUCUUGCCCAAGCAGUAUGCAGUAUUCCAGGACUUUGUUCUCCUGGUCUCCUUUCAGUCUAGUGCUUUGUAACGUGGUACAAUGCAAAACCUUUUAUUCUGAAGAAACUUUCCAGGGGCCUCGUGGUCCAUGUCAAAGCGUUUCAUUCAGGUCUCCAGCAAAUUAAACUAAAUCAUCGUUGUGAGAAAGACUUGACUGUAAAUGUAAGUUGUGCGACAUUGAUUUGCCUAUAGGCCCAAAUCCUUUGAUUUCAGUAUGAUCUAACAUACACCCUAAGGGGAAAUUAUUUCUGUGAUGUACAUACUUGGACAAAAUAAGUGCACUAAAUCAUUGCUAAUACGAGAUCCUAAGGGAUCAAAAUCGAGAAAACAUGUUCCUCAGUGCUGCUGGGAAUAUUUGUUGCUUGAAAAAGGCCUCAAGCACGACUCCUGGCUCGCUGAAGAUUUUGAGUCGGCGUGGAAAUUCAAUGGCCCCUUCUGUUAUACAUCCACCUAUUGAAAUUCCACGUACCUUCAUGUGAUUAAUAAUUUUGCCGGGGGGGGGAGCUGUUUGAAACCAUUGCACAUUCUUCAUCCUGUCUUCAGAGGGUUGUCACUGCUUUGAGGGACUUCUCCCAUAUUUAUUUCUAACAAGUCAAACUAACUUUCUGGUUUAUUUUUGGAUUAACAAAGGUCACAUCUUUUGCAUUUAGAAAUGUUGCUUUUAAAAGUACUGUAAAUGUAUCAGUCUUGUAUAUAUUUUCGUUAAUGUCGUACGUGCUUGUCAUGUGUAUGUGCAUAAUUUGUUGAAAAUGUGCAUGUUUGUAGUCAUACAUGUAUGCUUGUUAUUUCCCUUGAUAAAGCUAUAAAAUAGAUUCACAGUGCUUUUGGGGAGGAGGUAAUAGGUUUCUCUUGUGGAAAAAUAAAAUUUUCAUUAAAUCAUGAUUUUUCAUUUUUUACAUUGUACAAAUUUUCAAACUCACAAAUUAGAUUCAGCUUUCAUUGUUCCAUUCUUCCAUUUAACAACUGCAUGGCGACAAAUGUGAGAACUACUUUUGAGAGGUCACACCUAGCAUGGAUGUUUAUCAGGUGCCCUCAUGAGAGUGUGUUCCUCUCAAAUAGGCUGCAGUUUUGUAAACAUUGCACUAUGCUGUGUGUUUCUUGCUCUUAAUGACGAGGCCAGAGUUGUCGUGCAGGUGGUUCAUCAUCAGCUAGGAAACCAUUUAAAUCAGCACAGGACUUUCACAGCGAGAGAAAUACCACCUGUUAUUCCUGUCAUCUCUUCAUUACAUGGACACUUUCCAUCCCACUCAAUUAGGUAAUAAAAUUCUGAAGAAGCUAUUUUCUGAACUGGAGCCAGCCAAGGGACCUGUUGUGAGAGGAGCUCUCUUUCAAAGUAAGGGGAACCCGGGAAUUUUAGGAAGCAUCACUGCUAAAUUAAUUCUCGGCAAACUGGAACCAUUUCAUUACCGUAGCUAUCCUGCUUGCUAUUUAAUCAACGGCAUUUCAUGAGCUUCAGAGGGUUUUUACACCUGGUCGUUUUGAUUAGCUGCAGAGGAUUAACAUCAAGUAGAAUAUUGCAUCAUUUGCAUUAUGCAGUUUUGGACUGUUGUUUUUUAAGAUUCGUAAAAGUUUUUACUCUAACGGUUUGUGUGCCUAAGAAUACCAAUGAGAGAAAAUUAGAGUUUAAAUGCUAUAUCUCGGGUUUGACUGAAGUGCCAGGUAGCACCUGCCAGUGACUGCGGUGCUGUUAAAGUGGAAAUCCUACUUCAUCCCAAGUCCCUGGAGGUGCUACAUCGUAAUUGCAUUAUUUUGUCCCUGAUUAAUAAACGCCGGUGGGGUCUGUGCUGUUAGCCUUAUACAAAGUCAGUGCUUGUGAGGGUAUCACAGUACAAGAAGACUGCAUCUUUAAUAGAAAAUCAAGCUUCUUUCAAAAUUUGUUAAUUUCUUGUACAUCUAGGACUGGUUUGUUUCUUCAGAAUUAACAAGUAUUUUUCUUUGAAAGACUAAUAAAGAUUUCUGCAAGACGUA
Messenger RNA from Acanthaster planci (crown-of-thorns starfish), 3860 nucleotides. Its product is annotated as kidney mitochondrial carrier protein 1-like. The record is from RefSeq and is a predicted model, not a curated record. Gene Ontology annotation, biological process: transmembrane transport. Lineage: Eukaryota; Metazoa; Echinodermata; Asteroidea; Valvatida; Acanthasteridae.